Molecule: messenger RNA, 687 nt
Organism: Kazachstania africana CBS 2517
Lineage: Eukaryota; Fungi; Ascomycota; Saccharomycetes; Saccharomycetales; Saccharomycetaceae
Gene: SVP26
Product: Svp26p
Exons: 1
Coding region: 1-687 (228 amino acids)
Biological process (GO): endoplasmic reticulum to Golgi vesicle-mediated transport
Cellular component (GO): endoplasmic reticulum membrane; Golgi membrane; COPII-coated ER to Golgi transport vesicle
Molecular function (GO): COPII receptor activity
Source: RefSeq, a predicted model, not a curated record
AUGUUUUUGCAGGUAGUAUCGUACAUUGGUACUGUUGUCGGUUUCCUUUUUCUGACUUUAUCGAUAGCAUCCGGUUUGUACUACGUCAGCGAAAUAGUGGAAGAACAUAGUGAACCGACAAGAAGAUUUCUAUCAAGAGCUAUCUACACAAUCAUGGUUAUUUUGGUACUCUUACUUCUCUUCGACAAGUUCCCAUUCAAAUUGACACUAUUCUCUAUAAUCUCACAUGUUAUUUACUACCAGAAUUUGAAGAAAUUCCCAUUUAUCUCGUUAACAAGUCCAACCUUCAUUCUAAGUUGUCUUUGUGUUAUUCUAAAUCACUACUUUUGGUUUAAGUAUUUCAACCACGUCGAGAUUCCACCUCAAUUCAAAUAUAAUCCAAACUACGUACCACCAAGACGUGCGACUUUCUCCGAAGUGGCAUCAUUCUUUGCGUUAUGUAUCUGGUUCAUACCCUUUGCUCUCUUUGUCUCCCUAUCUGCCGGCGAUUACGUUUUACCAACCACCACCGAAAUAAAUAAGAAGCAAGAUGUUACAGAUCUAGAUAGUGAGGCUCCAAAGAGGUUACGUAAGAAAACCGUUGGUUUGGCUCGUGUAGUCAUCAAUAAUAUUAGAAAACAGAUACGUCUCGUCCUUAGAACACUUGGAUUCGACAUCGAACCAGAAUAUGAGCCUUUGGCUAUCUGA